Spinacia oleracea (spinach) is the source of this 1496-nucleotide messenger RNA. Its product is annotated as telomere repeat-binding factor 1. Lineage: Eukaryota; Viridiplantae; Streptophyta; Magnoliopsida; Caryophyllales; Amaranthaceae. Bases 237 to 1154 code for a protein of 305 amino acids. The transcript has 7 exons. Gene Ontology annotation, cellular component: nucleosome. Gene Ontology annotation, biological process: nucleosome assembly. Gene Ontology annotation, molecular function: double-stranded telomeric DNA binding. The record is from RefSeq and is a predicted model, not a curated record.
GUAUUUAGUACCCCUCAACUUUUUCUCUCCUCAAACUUCAACUAACAUCUGCUCAUCAUUUCCUUCCUCCUCUUUGAAAUCCUCCAACAAAACCACCGUUUUGUAGCUGUAUCACCACCCCUAGCCGGCGGCGGCGCUACCAAUCUGCCAUUGUGAAUUUUCGAUUUGGGGACUCUAACUAUCUAUCCUUCUCUCCCGCUGCCAUUCUCGGUGUUGCCGAGUGCCGACAGUUGGCAAUGGGUGCUCCGAAGCAGAAGUGGACUGCGGAAGAAGAAGCUGCCCUAAAAGCCGGGGUUCUUAAACACGGGGCCGGGAAGUGGCGCACUAUACUUAAAGACCCUGAAUUUUGUGGAGUGUUGUUUUUACGGUCGAAUGUGGAUCUAAAGGACAAGUGGAGAAACAUGAGUGUGAUGCCGAGUGGAUUUGGGACAAGGGAUCAUAAGCCAAGGGGUCUUCCUAAAAGAGUUCCAACACAAUCAUCUCCUAUUAAGCAAGAGGAGAACAAUACUAGUGUUAGUGAUGUGCCUCAAAGUGAUGAAGAUAUGCCAGAUGUCAAGACUGUUGCUACAUCAAGUGCCCCUGUCGAGAUCUCAAGUGCCCCCAAAAGAUCCAUUGUAAGGUUGGACAACUUAAUACUGGAAGCUAUAACAAAUUUGAAGGAACCUGGUGGUUGUAACAAAACUGCUAUUGCUUCAUAUAUUGAGGAUCAAUAUUGGGCGCCUCCUGAUUUCAAACGAGUAUUGUCUGCAAAAUUAAAGUUUUUAACGUCAAGUGGAAAACUGAUCAAGGUUAAACGGAAUUACCAAAUAUCUCCAUCCAUGGCAUUUCCGGAGAAGAGGAGAAAUCUUCCUAUAAUAGCCCAAGAAGGCAGGCAAGUGAAUUUGCCAAAAAUAGACAGGGAAGAUCUAUCAAUGCUUAAGUCUCAGAUUGAUUUAGAGCUUGCUAAGAUGAGAAGUAUGACCCCACAAGAAGCUGCCGCCGCAGCUGCUCGUGCAGUAGCUGAGGCAGAAGCUGCUAUAGCAGAAGCGGAAGAAGCUGCAAGGGAAGCUGAGGAAGCUGAAGCAGAUGCAGAAGCAGCACAAGCAUUUGCCGAUGCAGCAACAAAGAUGCUUAGAGGAAGGAGUGCUCCUAAGGUGGUAAGACCUGCGUGCUAAAACAACAAAUUAUGAUGCGAGCUUGAUACAAGGGCUUUUGACAAUCAGCCCCCGCAAAAGAAUGAACACCUGCAGCUUGCAGUGUCUUGUAAAUAUGCCUGUGAAAAUGCAAUUUUGGUCUCAGCAUUGGAAUCUUGGUUGAUCUAUGUCUGCAAAAGUACAAUUUGUAGUGUUUUUUUUCUGCCGUGUUUUUCACUUGGCUGUUGUAAGCUGUAACCCGAAAGCAGAAAUGUAGGUUUUCAUCUGCAGGUCUUUGUGGAUAGUUGUCCUGCAACUGUUUCUUCAUAUGUUAAUCAUCAUCACAAUUUAUUUGUAUAUUGUAGAACGUAUAAUAAUUUAUUA